This is a messenger RNA of Chenopodium quinoa (quinoa), 2429 nucleotides long. Its product is annotated as probable mediator of RNA polymerase II transcription subunit 26c. Bases 617 to 1720 code for a protein of 367 amino acids. The transcript is spliced from 10 exons. The record is from RefSeq and is a predicted model, not a curated record. NCBI's taxonomy places the organism in Eukaryota, Viridiplantae, Streptophyta, Magnoliopsida, Caryophyllales, Amaranthaceae. Gene Ontology annotation, cellular component: nucleus.
CUCAAAAAAUGGGGGAUAUUGGAGACCUAAAGUCCCAAAUAUUCCCUCUCUUAAAAACAAUAUUUUACUCAAAAUAAUAAUAAUAAUAAUCUAACAAAAAUCCAAACACCUCCCGGAAUUCUGUUCUUUGGGCGCUCACAGGCACCCACACACAAACACCCAAUUCCCUCAACAAUUUUAGAGAGAGAAAACCAAAAUUAAGAAGAGAGAGAAAACUAAAAAUUAAACAACAAUUUUUAACUCUUGUUCUUCUUCUUCAUCAUCAUAACUUUGUUUCUUCUCCUUUUUUAUUUCUAUAUUUUCUGAAGUCAGCGUAUAUUGUAUUUCUUGCAUAUUACUACUAUCAUUAUCUUAAUUUAGUAUUAUAUUUCACAUCAUAAAUCAUACUUCAUUAGAUUAUAAUACAAACACAAUAUUUUUCAUUCAUAAUUUUAUAUUACUAUAGUACAAGAAAAUUAAAUAAAGACCCAAAAUUUGUCGAAAUAUCAAUACCAAAUCACCCAGAAAAAAAAAGAAAUUUCUGGGUUUGUCAAGAGCUUCAAACUCAGAUCUGUAGAAAAAUCUGAUAUUAUUGGUGGGUGUUAGUUGUAAAUAGAGUGGUGGAGGUGGGGUUAAGAUGGAUUUGGAUGAUUUCAGAGGAAUAUUGGGAAAUUCAGGGGUAGAUAUUUGGGGGAUUAUAGAUACUGCAAUAAAGGUAGCAUCUUUAGAUUAUGGAGAUGAGCUUAGACUUAGAAGAGAUGGUAUUGUUGAGAAAUUAUACACAAAUUGUCAUAACUGUGAAGCUGCAAUUUGUAAUGAUAAUAAAACUAAUAAUGGGUUUGUUACUAAUGCUGUGGUUGAGGCUGUUUUUGGGAGUGAAAGGGAGAUGAAUCCUAGGAAAUCGAAUUCGCCUUCUACCCCGGUUUCGAUCCGUGGUGGGGAUGAUGUUGAUGAGGAGGCUGAGGUGGAUGUGGAGGAGGAGUUGGAGCAAGAAUUUCAGGGGAGAAGGUUUGUUGAGAAUGAGGAAGAUGAUGAGGAAGAUGAUGAGCUUAGGAGGAUUCUUUCUGUUAGAGAACAGAUUGAAGACACUAAUCAGUCUGAGGAUUCAUUGGUUGAUUUGCUUCAAAGUUUAGCUGAUGUUGAUAUUACAUUCAAAGCUCUUAAGGAAACUGAUAUUGGGAGGCAUGUGAAUCGAUUGAGGAAGCAUCCGUCAGGCGAUGUUCGGAGAUUAGUUAAAGUUCUAGUCAGAAAAUGGAAGGACUUGGUUGAUGAAUGGGUUAGGUCAAACACACCUGGUGAAGUUCAAUCCUCAAAUAAUCUUAUUGUAGAUGGAGACUCGCCGCUGCAGACUGUUUCAAAGAAUCAUCAAAAUGGCAAUCACAAUCAGGUUCCUGAUUUCGCCUACUCGCCUAAUCCACACAAUGGAAGUUUUGUAUCUGAUAAAAAUAUUUCGGAGAUGGAACCUAAGAGAAAAGCUCCUCUCCCUCCUCCCCGUAGAGAUCCUCCAGCCAGGCCGAUGAAGAGUUCUUCACCAGCAUCAGCUCCUCCACCCAAUAAACAGAAAGAGGUGCGAAUUGACCCAGAUAGGCUGGCGUCUGCUAGGAAACGGCUUCAGGAGAACUACCAAGAAGCUCAAAAUGCCAAAAAGCAAAGAACAAUCCAAGUGAUGGACAUCCACGAAAUACCGAAACCAAGGAAUUCUUUCUUUGGAAGAAACAAAGGUGGCUUUCAGAGGCAUUAGUGGAUUGUCUUCUUAGCUUUUCAAGAAAGCUAAAAAGGAUUAUAGAGAAACAGUAUCACCAACACACAAGGCUUUCAGAACCAAAUUGGAAGAAAGCCUGAUGAGAAUGAGAAGAAAAAAGAGGAAAGUAACGGUUUUUCGUUGUCCACGCAAUAUUUUGAGUACUACGUAUAAUUUUUAUUUUUUUUCUGGAACUAUGUUCCCCGUUUUGAUGAUCCCCCAAUCGGUUUCGAUCAUUCUUAGUAAUUUGUUAAAGCAUUACAAUAAUUAAGUUGUGGACUGACUUGAGUAAGGGGGUUUCCCAAGUGGUGGUUUUGCUGGUUUGUACAAAAGUUUGAAACUACCUUGUUUCUAUAGAAUUUUGAUAGGAAUAUUCUCCCUUACAUGUGAAAAUACUGAGUUGGGUUUCUCCCUUUCAUCGUCUAUGUUCUAAUUCUUCUCCUAACCACCACGCCUCGGGUAGAAUUGGGGGAAGGAGAAGAGUUCGGAACAGGAUGAGACAUGAUCUAAAAUGCCAUUACAGUAUUACACUGAUGCAUUAAGUGUCCUUAAGCCGAUGCUACAAUUCUUGACAGCAAAGGUGGGCGAUUUUUGGAAAAAAAAGUGUUGUACUUUUGCCUUAGGGAGUGUGCAAAAUCUGUGAGAUGAUGUGCAUAAUUGUAAUAUUUCCAAAUUUGUACAAAGUCUGGUGUUCCCACCAUUUUUGCAA